This is a messenger RNA of Cynocephalus volans (Philippine flying lemur), 1472 nucleotides long. It is a transcript of the gene ATP6V1C2, whose product is annotated as ATPase H+ transporting V1 subunit C2. Lineage: Eukaryota; Metazoa; Chordata; Mammalia; Dermoptera; Cynocephalidae. Gene Ontology annotation, biological process: proton transmembrane transport. The transcript has 14 exons. The record is from RefSeq and is a predicted model, not a curated record. Gene Ontology annotation, cellular component: lysosomal membrane; vacuolar proton-transporting V-type ATPase, V1 domain. Bases 1 to 1308 code for a protein of 435 amino acids. Gene Ontology annotation, molecular function: proton-transporting ATPase activity, rotational mechanism.
AUGUCGGAGUUUUGGUUAAUUUCUGCCCCUGGCGAUAAGGAAAAUUUACAAGCUCUGGAGAGAAUGAAUACUGUAACCUCCAAGUCCAACCUCUCUUACAAUACCAAAUUUGCUAUUCCUGACUUCAAGGUGGGGACCUUGGAUUCCCUUGUUGGCCUCUCUGAUGAGCUGGGGAAACUUGAUACCUUUGCUGAAAGCGUCAUAAAGAGAAUGGCUCAGAGCGUGGUGCAAGUGAUGGAAGAUUCCAAGGGCAAAGUCCAGGAGAACCUUCUGGCCAAUGGAGGCUUGAAGGAAAAAAUGAAAUGCUCGAAGAUUGACUUAACAUCCUUUGUGACCCACUUUGAAUGGGACAUGGCCAAAUAUCCUGUAAAGCAGCCGCUGGUGAGCGUGGUGGACACACUAGCAAAGCAACUGGCACAGAUCGAGACAGACCUGAAGUCCCGGACGGCCACCUACAACACUCUGAAGACGAACCUGGAGAACCUGGAGAAGAAAUCCAUGGGGAACCUCUUCACUAGGACGCUGAGCAAUAUUGUGAGCAAGGAAGACUUUGUGCUGGAUUCUGAGUAUCUCAUCACACUUCUGGUGAUCGUUCCCAAACCAAGCUACACACAAUGGCAAAAAACCUACGAAUCCCUCUCAGACAUGGUGGUCCCUCGGUCAACCAAAUUGAUUACUGAGGACAACGAAGGCGGCCUCUUCACAGUAACUCUGUUCCGAAAAGUAAUUGAUGAUUUCAAAACCAAAGCCAAAGAAAACAAGUUUACAGUCCGUGAAUUUUAUUAUGAUGAAAAAGAAAUUAAAAGAGAAAGGGAAGAGAUGACCAGACUGCUGUCUGAUAAAAAGCAACAGUAUCAAACUUCCUGUGUUGCUCUUAAAAAGGGAUCAUCCACCUUCCCGGACCACAAGGUUAAGGUAACCCCGCUAGGUAACCCUGAUAGGGCCGCUGCGGGGCAGACCGACAGCGAGAGAGAGAGUGAGGGCGAGGGCCCCCUGCUGCGCUGGCUCAAGGUGAACUUCAGCGAAGCCUUUAUUGCCUGGAUCCACAUAAAGGCCCUGAGAGUGUUUGUGGAGUCUGUGCUCAGGUAUGGACUACCAGUGAACUUUCAGGCAGUGCUCCUACAACCUCAUAAGAAGUCAUCCACCAAACGUUUAAGAGAGGUUCUAAACUCUGUCUUCAGGCAUCUGGAUGAAGUAGCAGCUGCAAGUAUACUGGAUGCAUCUGUGGAGAUCCCUGGAUUGCAGCUAAACAACCAAGACUAUUUUCCUUAUGUCUACUUCCGCAUCGACCUUAGUCUUCUUGACUAGGGAGGUCAGCUGGCACCACUGAGUCUCAUAUUCACGCAGACUACUACAGACACUUCUUUCCCUAGGCCAGAGAAACAUCCUACAGAAUUUAUAGUUCCAGAGAAAUAGCUCACAAAAGUUAGUUAAGAGUUGUAUUUAUUUUUUUUUACCUUACAAUAAAAUGC